Molecule: messenger RNA, 832 nt
Organism: Malaya genurostris
Lineage: Eukaryota; Metazoa; Arthropoda; Insecta; Diptera; Culicidae
Exons: 2
Coding region: 85-585 (166 amino acids)
Molecular function (GO): carbohydrate binding
Source: RefSeq, a predicted model, not a curated record
UAUCUCAGCGAUGAUCCGACGCCAAUAGACUAAUCUCGCGGUUUAACAAAGCCAGUCAAAGUAUUUUGACACCGGCUGUGCAGCAUGACUGACGCAAAUGGAAUGUUUUUGGAAAAGUGUUUCUUCUCGCUGCAAUUACCAAAAGAACCGGCUGUGGGUGAUGAAAUCGUGCUGAAGGGAGUUCUAAAAGACGAUGCCAAAAGGUGCUCGGUAAAUCUCUGCUUGGCUCGUACGGAAGGAAAUCAUCCACAGGCCGAACCGGAACGUAUUGCUUAUCACCUUGGAUGGCGCUUUUACGAGAAUGGCUGUGAAGUCUUGCAGUGUAGUAAAAAUUCCAUAUGGAGUGAUACUCAAUUUGGCUCGGAUGAUUGGAUCAGUGGACGGAACAUCAGUAUUAUCAUUCGGUUUCAUACGGAUACAGUGAAAGUUUUUAUCGACCAUACUCAACAACCACCGGAAUACGAAUACGAACAUCAGUUUCCGAUUGAGGAAGUACAUUCUUUCGAGCUGUGGGAUGACUUCGACCGAGUGGACGAGGUUACUUUAAAAUACAGCAAUCGUUGUGCAAAUGGAUACUAUGAAUAAGUUACUUGCUUCUGUUUGCUGCUUCUGAUUCUUGGAGUGCUAGAAUCAUGUAGUUCAACUAAGAUUCACGUUUGAUUGAAUUCAAACAUUGAUUAUAAGAACUGAAUAUAUUUCAUGCAACAAUUUAGUAACAAACAUUAUUUCCUUAAAAAUGUGAGAAGAGGCCACAUACUCUAUUACACAUUGAGUCAAUUUCUUGUUACUGAUUGAUCCCAAGCCCUCAAUAAAGAGCCAAUUCAACAUGUAA